Messenger RNA from Porites evermanni, 1336 nucleotides. NCBI's taxonomy places the organism in Eukaryota, Metazoa, Cnidaria, Anthozoa, Scleractinia, Poritidae. The record is from the annotation of a GenBank genome assembly.
AUGAAUAAAUAUUUUCUGCUUAGUAUCCUGGCCUGCCUUAUAUUCCUGGCCUCUUCUGCACCUGCUCCAGCAGACGGAGAACUGGUUCGAGAGCGUCGUUCUCCUUGUGGUGCUAGUUGUGGCAUUUAUAAGGCCGUAAGUUUCGGUGGUAGAAGUAGUAAAAAACCUUGGGGUUUCCGGAGAGCUGGCAGCAAGUUCCAUUACAACCGCUUCAGACAUGCCAAAAGGUAGGGGGUAUUAUUGCCAUAAGUUAAGGAGAAAUUACGUUGAAACUAUCCUCUGAAAACCAGGGGCAGUGAGUGGGAUAGGGAAAAAAGGAGCAACGAAAGUUUUCAAGAAUGGAAACUUGUUCUUAGGCCAAAUUUAGAAUUUUUCAGUGACGUCAUUCAAAAUGGCCUCCAUCCAGCUUAAAUUUUACUGAAAAAUAACGUAGACAAUACGUAGACAAUUUAGGGAUCAUUACUAUAAGCUUUUUUUAUUCGAAACAAAUUAGCAAACAACACCCAUCAAUGUUUGACGUCACAUUUCGUUUCUAUAGGAACCCACUGUCACCAGAGUUUGCAGAAAAUGGUUAGCCCCUGAAAAGAAGAGGUUCUGUUACGCUAAGUUUUCCAAUUUUUAACGAGUUUCAAUAAUAAAAGUUUAAGCUUUCAAUGAAAAAGAAAAGUAUGUUGUACGUAGAUGCUUAAAAGAUAUGGAAAAGGGGGAAAACAUAGUCACUCAGGAGCCCAUUAGGGUAAUAAGCUCCUGAGACACUGUAUGAAAUGUAGGUUGAAGGUCAUAAUCAAUGCACAGUAAUUUUUAGGGAGUUAUUAUAACUCCAAAAAUGGAGUAAAAAUUUUACGUACAGGAUAACCCCCUCUUUGGGGUUACUUUAACUCCUAAUUUAACUCCAAAUUUGGGGUCAUUUUUACUCCUGAAAAUUAAAAGAGUUCUUUUGACUCCCAGUCUGGAGUUAAAAUAACUCCGAAAAUGGGGUUAUUUUUACUCCUUACAUGGGUUGUUUUUACUGUUUUUGGAGGUACUUUAACUCUGAAAGUGGAGUAAAAAUUUUAGGUACAGGAUAACUCCUUUUUGGGAGUUAUUUUAACUCCUAAAUAUCUGGGGUCAUUUUUACUCCUGAAAAAGAGUUCUUUAAACUCCUUUUUGGAGUGAAAAUAACUCCCCAAAAAAUAACUCCUUCAAAAUUACUGUGUGGGCAAAAGACUAGAUGCGACUAUAUUAGUCAACGUCGACAUAACUGAAAUGCAGUCUUUUUUUGCUUUUCAGACAAGAGGAUCAAAGUUUAUAUGAUAACUACAUGUAUAAGGACUUGGAUCUUCUCAAGGAGGAGUGA